This is a messenger RNA of Procambarus clarkii (red swamp crayfish), 393 nucleotides long. The record is from RefSeq and is a predicted model, not a curated record. Lineage: Eukaryota; Metazoa; Arthropoda; Malacostraca; Decapoda; Cambaridae.
AUGGUCCACACGCUCCCGACGACUAUUGGGACUGACACGUCCUCGACGACUAUUGGGGCUGACACUCCCUCGACGACUAUUGGGUCUGACACGCCCUCGACGACUAUUGGGACUGACACGUCCUCGACGACUAUUGGGGCUGACACUCCCUCGACGACUAUUGGGUCUGACACGCCCUCGACGACUAUUGGGACUGGCACGCCCUCGACGACUAUUGGGACUGACACGCCCUCGACGACUAUUGGGGCUGACACUCCCAGUUUCCCCCUGAAGCGGGUGUUCUUUCUGACGCGAAUUUCCUGCCGAGAUAAACCAGUUUUAGCGAGUUUAACGAGGCUGCCGACCCGUAUUGACGUGGGGGUAACUUCCCCCGAGUUAACAGAGGCAACCUGA